Molecule: messenger RNA, 6363 nt
Organism: Cololabis saira (Pacific saury)
Lineage: Eukaryota; Metazoa; Chordata; Actinopteri; Beloniformes; Belonidae
Gene: sack1ha
Product: family with sequence similarity 83 member Ha
Exons: 6
Coding region: 205-4491 (1428 amino acids)
Biological process (GO): protein localization to cytoskeleton; positive regulation of cell migration; intermediate filament cytoskeleton organization
Cellular component (GO): keratin filament
Molecular function (GO): keratin filament binding
Source: RefSeq, a predicted model, not a curated record
CACAUUUCACUUUUGCAGUUUAUCCGACAGCAGUGUUUCUCAGUCGUUGCUCUGCUCUCGUCUCCAAACCAACAUGCUUUGAGCGUAAACGGGUUUAUCUGGGUGAACGGAGGGGAAAGAGCCAGGAUUGGAGAAAACUUUCAACAGGUCCCACCUGGAUGAGAGGAAUACACGGCGACGAGGGGAAUCCUUGGGGGGAACAGUAUGGCGCGUCGCUCUCAGUGUUCUUCGGCUGGGGAUAAUCCCCUGGACCCCAACUAUCUGCCCCCCCACUACCGGGAAGAGUACCGGCUGGCUAUCGACGCCCUGGUUGAGACGGAUUUGGAAGGAUACUAUCAGUUCCUGCAGAAAGCAGACGUGGUCGACUUCCUGGCCGCACCUGAGAUAGAAUUCAUUCACCACUCGGUCCAGGCUCCGCAGCAGAGCAGCCACCUGGAGCAGCAGUUUCUGGACAGCGGCGGAGAUGGCUCCUCCGACACGUACUGGCCGAUCCACUCCGACCUGGACGUGCCGGGUCUGGACCUGGGCUGGCCGCAGAUGCAUCCCUUCAUCGCCCCCACCGAGGUCACCACGCUGGUCAACCCGCCCGAGCCGGACAUGCCGAGCAUCAAGGAGCAGGCCAGACGACUCAUCCAGAACGCUCAGCAGGUUAUUGCCAUAGUGAUGGACAUGUUUACCGAUGUUGACAUGUUUGGGGAUCUUCUCAAUGCCGCCAUGAGGAAUGUGGCUGUCUACAUCCUGCUCGACGAGCAGAAUGCACAUCACUUUGUCAACAUGGUGUCCAACUGCAGAGUCAAUCUGCAAAGCAUUCAAUUUUUACGCGUGAGAACGGUGUCGGGCAUCAAAUACCAGUGCCGCUCAGGGCAGUCCUUCAAGGGUCAGAUGAUGGAUCGCUUCUUGCUAACAGACUGCAGGGCCGUGCUGAGUGGGAAUUACAGCUUCAUGUGGUCCUUUGAGAAGCUGCACCGCUGCAUGGCUCAUCUGUUCCUCGGGCAGCUCGUCACCACCUUCGAUGAGGAGUUUCGCAUCCUGUUUGCCCAGUCUCAGCCGCUGAUGAUGGAGAACAUGCUCGCCCCGAUGGAGGAGUUCGGCCUCUUGCAGAAGAGACAAUACCCGACUGACAAGGCUGCGUUUUACAGGGAGCCCAGAAAGUUUCUGUCCCAGGACGUGGGUCAGCCGGAUCAGUGGAUACGACACUCGUACGAUGAGCGAGGGGACGGGGACUGGAGGAUGAUGGCUCUAAAGAAGCAGGAGUCCCUGCACGGCCCCGGGGACAUGUACAGGAGACAAACCCGGGGGGACCCCAGUGGGGGGCCGCUAAUGGACAAUCCUGCACAUAAACGCCACUCCUACGCUGAAGGUGUCCACGAAAGAUACUCGUCACCAUUCCUGCAGCCGGGAAUACCCGACACCGAAGUCCAGGGGAAGUAUUUCCAAAAGGGUCAGCAACCUUUACCAGAACCAAGUUACUACGACAAGUUCUGGAGCCAAGGCUGUCAGUCGGUGGAUCAAUACUCCGAACCCGGUUUACCUCAAGACCUGCCGCCAUCCGACAACUUUGACCCUGUUCUUAACUAUUUAUCGUCCACCAGGAAUCUGGACUUUGAUCAGAGCUCGGAGAAUGUACCGCCCGCGGCCGACAUGCCGCUUAAUCCAUCCCACCCUAGGAGACCGGGCUUCGGCCAGCCGUACGUCUGCCAGGUCUCCCCCACCCCUUCAAGCUCCGCUGAGCAGAAACAAUUUUUCCAAGAUCCAACCGUUGACCGCAAAGACCCGACGGUGAAGCGGGGGCUGAGGAACUGGAGGAUUAACUCCUACCUCAGCGCGUAUGAGAACCAAGGGGAGGAAGGCCUGCCGACGGUACCGGCUCAGGCCGACGCCUUUGAGGAGCAAACUGCACCAGACACAGAUUUACCCGCUCUUAAAAUACCCAACGUCAGAGAGUUCAAGGUACCGGCGGUGCCCCGGGCAGGUCACAUGCCCAGUUAUGCCAAAACCAAAACAACACCGACGCCCUCGGAAUCGUCUUCCACCGCCGGGAGGGAAGAGGCCGAGGCGGCGGAGAGAAGGGAGCUGAAAACCAUCGGGCUUGUAAGGGACGACUCUUUCAGGAGGAAGUACAACGCCGCGGCGCCGCGGAGCUCCAGGCUGAGAUCCUCGCUGAUAUUUAGCUCUCUGGACCAGCAGACUUCUCAAGAAACUAGCGGCACAGAGCAGCCCGAUGAACAGAGUGACAAAAAUGAAGGCGAGACAACAAAGGUCCCCUUUGUUUCUCGCGUGCUGGGGCAGAGGAGGUCUGCUGCACGAGAACCUUUUGAAUGGAGCCGUUAUGUCAAAUCAUCCACUUUUGAUAACUCAUCCAAACCGGAUGACGAGAGCAGUAAAGGAGAUGAUAAAGAUUCAUCAAAAGAUGCUUCGGAAAAUCCAGUAAAGGAGUCAUUAAAGCCCAGAGAUGACAUUCCCUCGCCAUCGCUGUCACGGUCCACGUCGUCCGGAGCCGAGCAGGACGCGCAGCCACCUAAACCUUUAAUCAAAACUCCUUUAUACGUGGAUAUGAACGACGCUGACAACAGGCUCAUGUUUUUCAAAGAGCUGGCGGCAAAACGCAAAGCGGCUAAAGCUGCAGAAGCAGCUAAGAGUAAAGAGAAGGUGCAGGUGAAACCCCCGGCUGAACUCAAGGAGCCUCUUCCAAAUGAAGCCCCGGAGAGCAAAGCUUUGGACAAUACAGCCGUCAGUGACUCCACAACCUCCCAAGAUGUCUGUGACAAAGGAACCAAAGUCUCAGCCGAUUCGGAGACGGCAGAGUCUGCAAAAACAGAAACCUGUCAGACCAAACCGCCCGAAAAACCGCCUCCAUCCGCUGCUCCUGCGAAGGAGCGCAGUAAUCCACCAACACCAACAAAUGCUGUUAAGGUUUUACCUCUUACAAAAGGUACUGAUGAAAGUCUGAAGCCAGAUUCUGCCUCAAAGGAGCUCGUUUCAGCCACUCCCGGUUCAGAGGAGGUACCGUCGUCUUCUGAGUUCGAUGUCAAAGCUCCAAAUGUUGAAUCGGUUCAGUUGGAAACGAACUUGCUGCUGGCUCAUGAAGGAAACAGAGGGACGGAGUUGAGCUCUUCUAACACGUCAGUGCAAAGCCCUUCCUGUGAUGAACCUCUGCCAGGUCCAGCUCCACCGAGCGGCGCUGCCGCUACAGCACAGACCUCCCGCUCUAAAGAUCUGCCAGGCGUUUCCAGCUCGACACAUUCAGCUAAAGAAACUUCCUCAAAAUCUGCCGAUCUAGAUUCUGUUCCUCUCUCCACGUCAUCUGAGACGCCUUCGGCCGCUGACUCAGCCCUCGCUGCGUCCGGGAUUUCCUCUGACACCAGUGCUGCUCCAGAGACCAAUACUUCGUAUUUACAGUCCUCAACUAACGGGGACGGGUCUUCUUCAGCAGAUGGAUCAGAGAAAGCUGUUUCUAGAUCAGAAAAGGGUGAUCAUGGGUUGGAUAUCGGCUCAGUUGCAGAGGAAUCUGAAGCUCUUCGAUCUCCUAAAGCUGACCGCUCAUCGUUGAGUCUUGGCGUGCUCGGUUUGUCGAGUUUAGGAAGCUCUGCUCCUACACGUGACUUAAACCAGACUAUUAGUCCUGUAACCACUCCAGAACCAUCUCAAACGAGUGUCUUAGGCCGUGCAGAUACUGAAACAGCUUCUUCUCCUCGAGACACACCAACACAAGCCUCCACUCCCCACGACCUCGACCUCGGCUUUGAUGAGUUCUCCCCUGCAGAACCGGCCUCGCUUUCCCCCCCGGGGGAGUCUGACCAGUCAGGUCUGUUUCCUGAGAGCAGAAACACAGAGACCGACAGGUUUACCUCGGACGGUUUGUCAGAUAAAGACUUCCUUUCUGGGGAAACUCAACGAGAAUCAGAGGACUCGACGGACGCUACCUCAGCAUCCUCAGCAGACGUUCAUUUGCCAUGCAAAGCGUCUGAAUCAGACACACCUGAAAGCUGCACACCAGAGCCAGCUUUGUCCGGGGAAAGUAGUAAAAUACAGCCGGGAUUAACGUCCGCAGGCGAGAGGAAGGAUCAUAACGUGGAGGACACGAAUAAGAGCCGUAGAUCUAGUCGUCAGGACUCUGUGGGCAGCGACCAAACAAGCGAACCGGCGGAGACGACGACGUCCAAGCAGCCGAAGUCGAGCCCGUCCCGCUACCACUCGUCCACGGCCAACGUGCUCUCGAGCAGCAACCUCCGCGACGACACCAAGCUGCUCCUGGAGCAGAUCUCUGCCAACUCCCAGAGUAGGAACGAGGCCCCCAAGGAGCCUCCCGUCACCGACGACGAAAAGGAGGAUGAAGCGGACAAAAACGCCAAGAAGCAGAAGGAGAGAGGCUUCAGGACGCUCAGCCGAGGGCAGCCCAAGACGCCGCAGGAGCGUGAGAAGCUGCUGGAGAAGAUGCAGAGCUUGAGGAAGGAGAGGAAGGUCUACAGCCGCUUCGAGAUGGCGCCUUAGAUGGGACCAGGAGACAAAAAGGGGAAAAUGCGGAACCAGCAUAUUUAGAAAAACCUAUUUAAAGAUUAAAGAAAGGAUCUUGUGCACAGAAGAGACGGCGGAUCUGUAUCAGACUCCCUGAACUUCACAGAGAAAAACCACCAGCAGUAUAAAGUGUUCAAUCACCGGAGGACUUCUACUCCCCCCCGUCGUCACCGAGUCAUCACAUGUGUGAAACACACGAGGGCUCGGUACACGUAUGUGUGAUCUGUUCACUGGGUAAAGUGCAAUGUGUGCGACCUGUGGCGAGGCCUGUCCCUGCCUUUUAUCACAGCAACUUUUACAAGACGUGAUGUUCAAGUCCGGCAGAUCUUAGGUUGUAAAGCUGGUUUGUGUCACAGUGUCGUUACAGCCGUGAUAAAGCACAUCUGUCCACGGUUAAUGUCCAUACCAGUGUAAAUGUGUCGUAAUCCUUGAAACCAGAAGACUAAACAAGCUUAAACACCUGGGAUAUGAAUAUGGAGAGUUUGUGGUUCUUCCGAGCAGACAUAGGAGUCAGGGUCUUAACACCUUGUUGAAGGUCAGCUCAGUGAGUUACCAGCGUCACUCUACAUGUUUUCAUUGUCUGAAAUAAGUCACUAUAUAAGUCACUAAUCCCUCGUGGAGGUUCAUAUCCCAACGAGGGCAGUUCACUAUGUCUUUGCUAAAGGCCGCCGGCUGCCCGGGGGCUACUUUUGAUGAUGCAUUGUGAUCAGUACUCGAGUUGUAAAAAAAAAUCAGGGGGGAUGGUGGAUUUUAUCAUAUGGGGCCUGAUAAUUUGUGCUGAUUACAAAUAAUAUGAUAUAUUACAAAUACUAAUACUGACUAGAAAUACUGCAGGAAUGGCAUAGUAGCAGUUAAAUGCAGCCUUCUGUAAGCUUUAAAUAUCCACUGGGCUUACAUCAAAUACAGCAAAACACAACAGUAAAAAACACUUUUCUGAACUUAUCAAUAUGACUCUGUCCUUCACAUGAUAAGUAAAAUGGAUCACUGCAAAAACUAAAAAUCUUAACAAGAAUAUUUGUCCUAUUUCUAGUUAAAAUAUCUCAUUUUAGUAAAAAAAUCUCAUUACACUUAAAACAAGACUCAUCACUGGAAAAAACUACAAUUUUCACCUGUUUCAAGUAGAUUUUCACUUGAAAUAAGUAGAAAAAUCUGCCAGUGGAACAAGAUUUUUUUGCUUGUAAUGAGAAAAUAAAUCCUGUCCCACUGGCAGAUUUUUCUACUUAUUUAAAGUGAAAAUUUACUUGAAACAGGUGAAAAUUGUCAAAUAAUGUAUUUUUCUGGUGAUGACUCUAAAUGUUGAAAUAUCAGUAAAACCACAUUCAUUGAUGAAAUGACAUAAGGGAUGGAAAGGAGGGAUGGCAGUUUUACAGGGGGGAUGAUUUGGACCGUUUUUAUUUCAGGGGGGGGGGGUGAUUUGGACUGUUUUUAUUUCGGGGGGGGAUGCCAUCCCCCCUUAUCCCCCCUCAACUCGAGUACUGCUCGUCGAGGUUCAUAUCCCGACGAUGGCGGUUCACUAUGUCUUUGCUAAAGGCCGCCCGCUGCCGGGGCUACUUUUGAUGAUGCAUUGUGGGAUACAUUGAGUGCACUGUAGGGCGUAACUACGUUUUUGACAACACUACAAAAUGAAAAACAAAUUUGAGACAGAAUUUAUUUUUUUGUAAUCUUUUGUCGUCUGACGCUGUAAAUGUCCGAUGAAAGCUCGCUUUCACAGGGAAACCCACAACAAACAAAUCUGAAACCACUAACGGUCCUGAGAGUUUUGCUGGACGUUAACUCUUUUUACACAUUUAUGUUCAUUGUCCUCAGCAAUAAUUGCCAUUUUUAAAUUAAAAAAGAGAACCUGCUACA